UUGGUCUUGCAGGAUGGAGGCUGCGGGGCGGGGUCAGACGGAGCCGGGACCGACCCGGAGGAAGAUCCGAGUGUUUGCGGCGGUGCUGCCCCACCCCUGGUCCUGGCGCGCCUCGAGGGGCCCGGCCGGGCUGCUGCGAGGGCCCCAGGAGAUUGAAAGCUAAGCAUGGGGAAGAGCUGCAAGGUGGUCGUGUGUGGCCAGGCUUCUGUGGGCAAAACUUCGAUCCUGGAGCAGCUUCUGUAUGGAAACCAUGUAGUGGGUUCUGAGAUGAUUGAGACGCAGGAGGACAUCUACGUGGGCUCCAUCGAGACCGACCGGGGGGUGCGGGAGCAGGUGCGUUUCUACGACACCCGGGGGCUCCGAGAUGGGGCCGAGUUGCCCCGGCACUGCUUCUCCUGCACUGACGGCUAUGUCCUGGUCUACAGCACGGACAGCCGAGAGUCCUUUCAGCGCGUGGAGCUGCUCAAGAAGGAGAUUGACAAAUCCAAAGACAAAAAGGAGGUCACCAUCGUGGUUCUCGGGAACAAGUGUGACCUGCAGGAGCAGCGGCGUGUAGACCCGGAUGUGGCUCAGCAUUGGGCCAAGUCGGAGAAGGUGAAGCUGUGGGAGGUGUCGGUGGCUGACCGGCGCUCUCUGCUGGAGCCCUUCGUCUACCUGGCCAGCAAGAUGACCCAACCCCAGAGCAAGUCUGCCUUCCCCCUCAGCCGCAAGAACAAGGGCAGUGGCUCCUUGGAUGGCUAAAGAGCUGCCUUCUCAGCCCUGGAAGAUGGGUUGAGGGGCAAGGUGGGGUUUAGGCAAGCUGUCCUUCCCAGUCAAGGCGGGGAGCUCCCCACUAGGCCAGGCAGCUGGGCUGUCCCAGGCUCAGGUCACUUUUGCUCCCUCCCAACUCUGGGAAAUGCAGAUAGUCUAGGUUGGCACUCCCAACCCCCCAGCCCCCAUCAUAUCUGCCCUGCUGUGAGUGGGGUGGUUGUGGGUCACUGUCCCUUCUACCUGCCCUGGACAGGAAGCAGAGCUAUACGUAGAAAUGGCCAGUCUAGGUCUAGUUCCUAUCACAGGGAUCUUACACCUCUGGUUUCCUGCCAAUCUCUCUCUCUCACACACACGCACACACUCUCUCUCUCUCACGCACAUACUUAUGGCAGCAGCCUGGACUCUAGCGAAAGGGCAUCCAGGUAUCGUCUGUGUGUGUGUGUAGGUGGGCGUAUGUGUGUGUGCUGGUGUUCGGGAAGCCUCCGCAUCCAACCCCCCGACCUCUCCUGUCUCCUUGGCUGGAAGAAGCUAGCCUCCUGGGAGUGUAAUUUUCUGUCUUAACUCCUCCCCCAGCGGUUUUGCUUCCUCUUCCUGCUCAGGGAGCAUUUCAUUGGUUGAGGUGGAAGAGGAUGCCGACUGGGCUGGGAGUCACCCGCUGGCUCUGUGGCCCUGCAAGGCCUUUCCCCUCUUGGAGCUUCAGUUUUCCCAUCUUUAAGAUGAUGGCAGUUGCUUAGAUGAUCUAGAUCGUCUCCAGCCCUGUGGUUGUAUACCGCCCUUAUACUGCCUGUGGUCGGGCCGGCUGCGACUGUCCCCUUAGCUUCUGCCUUUUCAAGGUGCUAUGCCUGCGGCCCUGGAGGCGGGGACACUGCUCCCCCCAACCACCAGGGGGCAGGAGUGCACUACCCGCUCUAGUUGCCAGCGUGGCCGCCCGGUACCCGGUCAGCGACCUCACAGCCCUGGGGACUGGCCUUCACCCCUUCCUGUAGUUUCAGCUGAUAGCUGGACUUCUGUUUAUAAAUUACCUGUGUUUAUAUGCCUGCUGCCAUGGUGGAGGCUGGGCAAGGUGCUCCUCUAGCCGUCCCUUCUUACCUCAGAUGCCUGAACAGAACAGGGCCAACCGGUUGCAGCUUCUCAAGAGCUGCCAGGUCUGUGGAGGCUCAGAAGGGUGGUUACACUUUCAACACGGUGUAAAGUGAGCUUGUAAUCCACAACUUCCUGUGCCCACUUCACGCUUCUGAAGUACACACCUAGCAGAGGUGAGACACUACAGCCAGGUGACCUCCAAUACACGCCCCUUCUCCCCAGCAUGGGAGAGGUGAGCAGGGUCAGGUGGCCCAGGCUGGGCAGGUCGAGUUUGGGCGUAUACAGGCUUGGGCUGCAAUUCAUUUAUUGAUGCGUUGGACACAAUAAAACCACCACUGUUAUCAAAAA
Messenger RNA from Hippopotamus amphibius kiboko, 2181 nucleotides. It is a transcript of the gene NKIRAS2, whose product is annotated as NFKB inhibitor interacting Ras like 2. NCBI's taxonomy places the organism in Eukaryota, Metazoa, Chordata, Mammalia, Artiodactyla, Hippopotamidae. Gene Ontology annotation, biological process: canonical NF-kappaB signal transduction. The transcript is spliced from 4 exons. The coding region runs from base 166 to 741 and encodes 191 amino acids. Gene Ontology annotation, molecular function: GTPase activity; GTP binding. The record is from RefSeq and is a predicted model, not a curated record.